Messenger RNA from Mytilus trossulus (common blue mussel), 1248 nucleotides. RefSeq lists its product as uncharacterized. The transcript has 2 exons. Lineage: Eukaryota; Metazoa; Mollusca; Bivalvia; Mytilida; Mytilidae. Bases 129 to 698 code for a protein of 189 amino acids. The record is from RefSeq and is a predicted model, not a curated record.
GGUUACGAAAAUCUGAGAGAAAAAAAAAUCAUAACAUGACCUGAAAUAUACGCAAAAUGUUGAUACUUUAAGAAUAUUGUUAAUAUUUCCGUAAGAUUUAAGCUUGAUGAACAGUUAAUUCGCAUACCAUGUCAGCUGACAAAGUAACAGACGCAAGCAAGGUCAAAGUACUGGUCAACGCCAUGCACAAACAGGGCAUUCGUCUUCUGGCGAUGGAUUUCGAUCAGACAUUGAUAUCUAUUCACUCUGGUGGUCGAUGGAAAGAAACAAUAGAAAACCUGGUCAAAGAGGUCCGUCCCUGCAUGAGAGAUUUGAUUCAUACUUGCCUUGACAAAGGGAUUUACGUUGCCAUUGUUACCUACUCUGCACAGUCUUGGUUAAUUAAAGAUCUGAUGAAAAAUUUAUAUGAUAGAGAUGCAUCAAAAAUAGUAGUGAGAGGGAACACAUCCGACUUUUUGGAAAGGAAUAAUUAUGAAAUAAAUGGAAAAGAGGCUCACAUUGCUGAUGUUCUAACAUGUUUGUACAAAAAUAGACACGAAAUUAUUAAGCCAAAUGAGGUCAUCCUGUUCGACGAUGACACAGACAAUACGAAUGAAGCCAAAAAAUUUGGACACUGGGCAGUGGAAGUGAGAGAAGACAUUUGUUACGACACAUUCACUGAAAUCUCAGCAAUGUUUCAGUCUAAAAGCUCAAAGUAAUUGAUUUUAUUUCAUACUGUUUGUGAUAUGAUGUGAUAUUGUCAAAGCAAUUUAAGCUAACCCAGUGACAUGUUUUUUUCCAUUUUUGAUUGUUAAUCUGUAGAUCCUAUGUGAACACUUUGCUUAUAAAUAUGGUUCUGACACCAUGUACUGUAAACUAUAGUUUUUGAAGGUGUACACAAUUUGGCCCAGCUCAAGGAUUUCAAAAUUCAAGAAAGGACCAAUGAGUGCCGUCAGAUCUUUGUUACUUUAAGCGAGGGAAUAUGAUCUGUAUUUUUAUUAGAUAUUAUGUUUUUCAUCAUUUUACAUUUAAAACAGGUUCAGUAUUGUUAUACCAGAAAUCAUUCAUUUUAUGUACAUGUAUUCACAUUUUUAAUGGAAAAAAAAGGGUAUUAACAUUUUUUAUGGAAAAAAAAGUAUUCACAUUUUUCCUAUUAUACAUACUGAGGCUUUGUUUUUCCACAAGGAACAUGAGAAAAUAUUUGAUGAAAUGAAUUGAAAUAACCAAAGGCAACAAGAAAGCCUUGAUUUUCCUAUGGAGCAGUCUUUA